AAAUAAAGCCGAGACGACGGCGGUGGCGGUGGUGAGCGCGCUGGAGCCCGCGUGGAGAACAUGCGGCGGGGAUGGGAGUGCGCCUAGUCUCGAGGCGGGAGAGCCAGCCGCCCUGCAGCCGGCCGCCGGCCCCGCAGCCACAGAAGCCGAGCCCCGCUGCGGAGCUCCCGGCGGCCCAGCCCCGAGGCUCUGGGGCCGCGCCGCGCGUCCCUGCCAACCGGCACCAUGAACACCAUCGUCUUCAACAAGCUCGGCGGUGCGGUGCUGUUUGAGGAUGGAGGCGCCUCGGAGCGGGAGCGGGGUGGCCGGCCCUACAGCAGUAUACUGGACAGUCCUCACGCCCGCCCCGAGGUGGGCAUUCCCGACGGCCCGCCCCUCAAGGACAACCUCGGCCUGAGACACCGGAGGACCGGCGCCCGGCAGAAUGGCGGGAAGGUGAGGCACAAGCGGCAGGCCCUGCAAGACAUGGCGCGGCCCCUCAAGCAGUGGCUUUACAAGCAUCGUGACAACCCGUACCCCACCAAGACCGAGAAGAUACUCUUGGCCCUCGGCUCGCAGAUGACUCUAGUGCAGGUGUCAAAUUGGUUUGCUAAUGCAAGACGUCGGCUUAAGAAUACUGUUCGACAGCCAGAUUUAAGCUGGGCUUUGAGAAUAAAGUUAUAUAACAAGUAUGUUCAAGGCAAUGCUGAACGGCUUAGCGUAAGCAGUGAUGACUCAUGUUCUGAAGAUGGAGAAAAUCCUCCAAGAACCCACCUGAACGAAGGGGGCUAUAAUACCCCAGUUCACCAUCCCGUGAUUAAAAGUGAGAGUUCGGUCAUCAAAGCAGGAGUGAGGCCAGAGUCACGGGCCAGUGAGGACUAUGUGGCACCCCCCAAAUACAAGAGCAGCUUGUUGAACCGUUACCUUAAUGACUCUUUGAGACAUGUCAUGGCCACGAACACUACCAUGAUGGGAAAAACAAGGCAAAGAAACCACUCGGGAUCUUUUAGCUCCAAUGAAUUUGAGGAAGAAUUAGUGUCUCCAUCGUCAUCAGAAACCGAAGGCAACUUUGUCUAUCGCACAGACACUCUGGAAAACGGAUCCAAUAAGGGUGACAGCGCAGCUAACAGAAAAGGACCAAGCAAGGAUGACACGUAUUGGAAGGAGAUCAACGCAGCUAUGGCCUUAACAAAUCUUGCACAGGGAAAGGACAAACUGCAGGGAACUACCAGCUGCAUCAUCCAGAAGUCGUCCCAUAUAGCAGAAGUAAAGACUGUCAAAGUGCCGCUGGUGCAGCAGUUUUAAGAGCUUGUUGCUUUUCAGAUCCAGUGGAUGUUCUUUCUGGUGUUUUCAUCAACCCUCAUCCUAAGAGCCGAAGCAGGGAUGAAAAUGACUCUCUCCCAAACCUCUUCUUAUUUUUAAUUAUCCCACAUAUAUCAUUUAGUUGCUUCUAUAAAAGACAUAUAAAUUAUAAAAAACUCAUUUUAAUCAAAAAUAUUAACUUAUUUUAUGUUACUCAAACUAUGCAUAAAACGUCUGCAUUACCAUUACAGUAAGUGCCUUGCUUCCCGAAAAUAAGCUCCAACGUGGGCAUAGUUGAACAGCUAUGCCUCAAAAUGCCAACGCCAUAUGCUUAUUAGCCUGUGUGCAUCGUUCCAGACGGGCCUAAUCAUUCCAGGACUGAAACCAGAAUCGCUGAAAGCCCUUGAAAUACAUUCAAUAAUUCAUAUGUUAAAACUUGGAUAUCUGUUCAACUCAAAUGAAAUCUUCCUUUUAAAAAAAGUCUACAGUAUUGAAAAUUGUUCAAUGUGCUUUUCAGAGUGAUAGUGAGAAUUUUAUGCAUGUAUCUUGCCUGCAUAUUUGAUAUGUUACAAACUUCCAAAAUUCAAGGUGCAGCGAUCCACAUAAUGUUGUACAUUUAAGAAGUGAUUCCUUCAAGCUAAUUUAAAAUUUCAAUGAACACAUGGUGACCAGGAAAACUUUUUUUCAAGCACUGUUGGAAAGCACCACAAAGCCCUUUAGAAUUAAUCUGGAUUUGUUUCUCAAGUUCUGCUGAAGUUUAAAAAAAAUCUUUAUUAUACAAAUAACUCAAAAUUUUCCUGUGUAAUACUAAACCUGUAGUUUUAAAACAUAAUCCUGUUUGCAUUAGAGCUCACUGUUUUUUUGUGAUGGAAACUGUGUUCAUAUGGAAUGACUAAAAAUCUUUUAUUUGGUUCGUUUCAAAUUACAAUUGCUGAUGGACAAUUUGUAUUGCAGCGAGAACAACAGAAUGAAAGAAAUGUAUCUCUGUGCGGCUAUACAUAUACAUACAUAAAAUUGAUUUUUAAAUUUAAAACAUAUGGAAAACAAAACAUUGAACAGUUUGAAUUUUGCCAAGUUGGACAUUAAAGUAAAAAUGAAGUGAAAUCAUGCAUUGAAAGAAAACAUUUUGUUUCUAAAUUAGACUACCAUUGAGUGAGAAUAAUCAAUAUCAAGAAAGAAGACUGUCUUUCUCAACUAAACAAUAAUAUUCUAAUCAGCUUGGGAAGACUUGAAACUUGAAUAAACAGUGGAAAUGCCAAAUAUAACAGAGGGUAUGUGCUACAGAGAAGUAAAAGGGUUUGACUCUUUUAUGAUGGGAUUUUUUUUUCUGGGUAUGUAAUCUAUUUUUUUUUUUAACUGGAAAGCAUUUUUGUCAGUGUGAAUGAGGGUCAAUAGUGCAGCCAAGUGGUGACAUUUUUCUUUAUUUUGCAAAAUGCUUUUAAAACCAAAGGCUGCUCUAGUUGACAGACAGUAUCAGUCUUGAUCUACAUUGUAGGACACGUUUUCAUGUAACAUAACAUUUGGGGAUUGGGUUUAUUUAGUGUAAUGAAGAUAAUUUGAUAUAAAAAUAUUUUGUGUAUAUAUAUAUUUUUACUUUGUUUUCUAAAUUGCUGUUUGCAGUAACAGUAAGCGCAAAGCAAAAUAUAUAAGUUAUGACUGUAUGAUCAGAUGAAGUAUGAGUUCUUUUGGUUUGCAUCCUUAAAUAGUUAGAGAUCGCUAAUAAAAACUUUGGAAUCUUUGCAAAACAAUACAAAAAUGCCAAAAUGUGAGCAUGUCAAUGAAAACUAAAGACAAAUACUUCACUCUUUUUCAUACUAUUAUAAGUUAUUCUGGUAUUAAAUAUGUUAAUAAAAGUGUUUUGGUUUUGACAUAUUUCAGUUAAAUGAAUGAAUGCUGGUUGUAUUUUAUUUGAACGAGUCAUGAUUCAUGUUUGCCAUCUUUUUAAAAAAAUCAGCAAAUUUCUUCUAUGUUAUAAAUUAUAGAUGACAAGGCAAUAUAGGACAACUAUUCACAUGAUUUUUUUUAAUACCAAAGGUUGGAAGAUUUUAUAAUUAACAUGUCAAGAAGACUUUAUAAUAAGCACAUCCUUGGCAAUAUCUCCAAUUGCAAUGACUUUUUAAUUUAUUUUUUCUUUUGCUGCUUUAACAUUUUCUGGAUAUUAAAAUCCCCCCAGUCCUUUCAAAGAAUCUUGAACAAUGCUGAGCCGGCAGCUGAAAAUCUAACUCAUAAUUUAUGUUGUAGAGAAAUAGAAUUACCUCUAUUCUUUGUUUUGCCAUAUGUAAUCAUUUUAAUAAAAUUAAUAACUGCCAGGAGUUCUUGACAGAUUUAAAAUAAAAGUUAAUUUCUAGACCUCGA
Messenger RNA from Nomascus leucogenys (northern white-cheeked gibbon), 3636 nucleotides. RefSeq names its product mohawk homeobox (gene MKX). Lineage: Eukaryota; Metazoa; Chordata; Mammalia; Primates; Hylobatidae. Gene Ontology annotation, molecular function: DNA-binding transcription factor activity, RNA polymerase II-specific; RNA polymerase II cis-regulatory region sequence-specific DNA binding. The record is from RefSeq and is a predicted model, not a curated record. Gene Ontology annotation, cellular component: nucleus. Gene Ontology annotation, biological process: muscle organ development; cell development; regulation of transcription by RNA polymerase II.